CAGCUGAGCAGCCGCUAUACACGUGUGUUGCACUCGCGUCGGAUACUCGCUCCGGAUACACACAAAGAAUCCUUGAUCUCUCACAUAUAUCGCAGUGAAGAUUGCAGUAUCAUCCUAUUUGCUCAAGGAGGAGGAGAAAAUAAGAUGGCUACUUCGGAGGAUGCAUCCUUACCUCCAAGCACAUCUGCUGGAUUUUCUGAUGCCCUGACUCAUUUCUUGCUGGUGGUAGUUGGAGAACCAUUAGAGGAGGAUUACAUCGAUGUGAUCUUGGCAGAAGUCGAGAAAGGUCUGAAGAACUGGAAUAUUGAUGGAGAUUUAAUAGACUACAAUGACGUCCUCAAAUCUGUAGCAGAGGCUAAUCCAGUCAAGACUGGGCUAGUCCAUGUCAGCUUUGGUUAUUGUGGAGCCCAUCUUGGUAUAGUAGUCCUCAUCAACCCUACAUCGGAGUAUCUCUCUCAGGAGCUACGUAGCCUCCUGGCCCACCCUUCAGUCAACAAGCAUGUCUCCUUUGGAGGACACUCUCUUGAAGGUACCGGUGACUGGGUCCUCCAUGAUGACACCUAUACGCUUCAUGAUGUCUCGGAGGUCUUCUGUGAGCCUGAUGUGGAUGCCGCACUGCUCAAGGCCUCCCAGGAUGAGAAGCAAACAUUGUGUCUCUCUGGAUGUCAUUGGUCCACUGCAGCCGUUACUAAGGAACCAUUUAGUAAGAGCCUCAAUCUAGCUAUCAACCCUCAGGAAGCAAAGCAUGAAGUUGAGGGUGUAUCCAUACUUCUAGAGACCAUCAGGUCCAGGAUUGAGGUGCCAUCGCCCUUUGAUCUGCUGGAACCACCAACCAUGGGUGUAGGCAUCAAGUGUAAGAUUACCAAGCCUACUGUCCUCAUCUUCCCUGCAGCUAAGGGUGACUGUGCCUUCUUUGCAGUCAGUGACUUCAGUCUCUUUGUUGGUGGAGGCUAUAGCAUCAAGAGUUGCUUCUGGAAGUUCGCCAAGCAUCUGCACAGGGUGGAUGCUGUGAUCCUACCCCAUACUCGUCCCGACACUGUCAUUGGUAUCAACAGUCUGCUCAAGAGGAAGAUCGCUGAGAAGCAGCUCGAGGGCCCUGAGAUAGGCGCAGAGGGCUAUGAAGAUUGGCAGAUCAAGUGCAACUCACCAGAAGUUGGUGUCGUCUACAUGAAUGCUCCUGACAACAAGCAAUCGCCAAAGAGUCUCGUCUUGAAGACAGUCAGUCAAGGAAACAAGACCACAAAAUUACUACAGCAGCUGUCCAUUAAGCCGUUCCCCUGCACAGCAAACGGUGGCAAGGAAAUCAAACCCAUCACACUCUAUCUUAAGGUAGGCAUAGGGAAGCUAGACAUGUACAUCUUAUCCCCUACCCAGGAUAGCAAGGAGUUGAAGGAUUUCCUGCAGCAAUGGAGUGCAGGAAAGGCAUUUGGCAAGGUGAAGACAGGAGUGAAGGUGAAUGGCAAGGAAUCAGAAGUGACCCUUCCCAAUGCUUGCUCCAUCUGUGCUCUGAUGGUAUGGCAGCCUGCAAGUCCUCAUGAGAACAUCGUCAGGGUACUCUUCCCCGGGAAUGCCCCUCAGAGCAAGAUCAUAGAAGGGCUAGAUAGAGUCAAGCAUCUUGAGUUCUUAAAGUUCCCAGAUGCUGUACAAGCCAGUUCAGGGAAGAUAACAGCAAUGAAGAAGAAAGAUGUGACAGCAAUGAAGAAGGCAGCAGCUAAUGGAAGUGGAGCAGUCAAUGGCUCUGUCAAUGGAAAGACGUCUCAAAUGAAAGAAGCCAAUGCAUGCACAGACGGUGUUCAUUGUAACACACCCCCUCCGUCCCCUUCAGGGGUCUGCACCGAUGGUGUACAUUGUAAUACACCCCCUCCAGGGAACGUAUGCACUGAUGGCGUACAUUGUAACACACCGCCACCAGCUAAUGUAUGCACUGAUGGUAUACAUUGUAACACGCCACCACCAGACAAUGUUUGCACCGAUGGUAUACAUUGCAACACGCCACCACCAGACAAUGUCUGCACCGAUGGAAUACAUUGCAACACGCCACCACCAGACAAUGUCUGCACCGAUGGUAUACAUUGCAACACGCCACCACCAGACAAUGUCUGCACCGAUGGAAUACAUUGCAACACGCCACCACCAGACAAUGUCUGCACCGAUGGUAUACAUUGCAACACGCCACCACCAGACAAUGUCUGCACCGAUGGUUUACAUUGUAACACGCCACCACCAGACAAUGUCUGCACCGAUGGUAUACAUUGUAACACGCCACCACCAGACAAUGUCUGCACCGAUGGUAUACAUUGUAACACGCCACCACCAGACAAUGUCUGCACCGAUGGUAUACAUUGUAACACACCACCACCAGAGAAAGAUAUCAAUGAAGAUGAUGCUGCUAACUUUAACUUGAACCAACAUCCAGUGAAAUUCAAUUUUGAUGGAGUUAAGGGUAGCGAUAAUGUGGAUAACAAUCGUUGUGAGGAUGGUGUUCACUGUAACACUCCUCCCCCUGAAGAUGACUAUGAGCAAAAUGGAGUUAAUGGUGAUGUAGCUGGCAUGGCAUCUGGGCAUGGAGAUGAUGCCUUUGUAGCUUCUGGUGACAGUCAGCUACCUGAGAGUCAACAGGGAAUUGAGAGCGAUGUUAACUUCAACCCUACACAUCCAGGAUUGACAAAGAUUGACACAAGCAGACUUCAGGGUAGAGGUUCCCCAGAAAGACUUGCCUCUGGUGAGAUAACUCCUGCAGACAUGGUAGAGUAUGGCAUGGAUGAGGACUCUGAUGGAUUUUCAUCAGGUCAUGGGACUGUAGGGAAUACCCCAGACCAGCCAGAGCCACCCAGUGAUCCAGCAAAAGAGGACUUUCCUGCAGCUGAUUAUGGGCCACCUGUUAGUGAAUUACCUGAGAUUCAAUCAGAACAGACAUCAUCAGGGGUAGACAUGGAAGAUGCAUCAUCACCAAGUGACCAGCCACAUCCAUGGGAGCCUACCAUUGAGCUUUCAGCAGAUACCACAGUAGAAUCUUCCCCUGCUCAAGAUGUCCUUUUGGGCUCUCCUGAGAUACAGGUCACAGAACCAGCAGAAAUGGUUUCAGAAGCCCGAGAUGCUGAUGAUAAUAUUGGCCAGCACGGUGCGCUUGAAGCAAGCUGUGAGCUGGAUGAGUCAUCUGAAGAAAUCUCCCAGGCAUCUGAGAUUGAAGUUAAGCCAAAUCUCCUAGAGGAUGAUGCUGAAGAUGUAUCAGAUCCACAACCAGAAUUAAUGCAGUAUUUUCGCAAUGUGGAAGAAGAAGAAGAGAAAACCAAGAUGGACUCUUCCUUGCCAGAAGCAGAAUUUACCUCCCAGGCUGACAUGGAGCCAAAAGAUCCUCUGCAUGUAGAGACUGAUGAUCCAUACUUAUUAAGUAAUGCACCCGAGGCAGAGCAAGAACGUGACGUUGGGGAGGAUACCACAUACUCCAGGGAACCUGCUACCGAACCUGAAGCAGAUCAACAAGUCCUUGCGGAAGAAAGUCAUGUAAUAGAAAGCGAAUUUGCUGCACCUCCUGAAUUUGCAGCACCUCCUGAAUUCUCAGCACCUCCUGAAUUCUCAGCACCACCUGAAUUUGCAGCUCCGCUAGAUUUUGGAGAUGAAGCGGGCAUGGUUGAUGAACAGAACGUUCUUGAUGAAGAGAUCACCAAGGAGACUGAUCUGGAUGAAGCAAUCAAAGAAAGAGAUCUAGAUGAGGAAGCAGAAGGCCAAGAGGUAGUCCAGGAAACCAAUUUGGAUGAAGUUGAAUCAGAAAUGAAAUACUCAGAGGAAUCUGCAGUGCAGGAGGAAGUCAAUUUACAAGAAACUGACCUUGAUGAUUUUACAAUGGGUGUUCGGCAAGAGACUGAAGCAGACGUCUCUCCCAAUCAAGCACCUGCAGAGGAAUUCAAUAUGGACUUUAGUGGUGCUGUUGAAGUAGAACAGAUCCAUGACCAAGAUAUCAAUGUUGCAGCGGAAGUCUAUGGGCAAUCAGAACAACCUGAAGAAGAUGAAGUAGUGGAAGUAAGACAGAGCCAUGAUGAUAAGACAAAUGAUGCACGUGAGGUCUUUGGGCAACCAGAACAACCGGAAGAAGAUGAGGAAGUAAGACAGAGCCAUGAUGAUAAGACAAAUGAUGCACAUGAGGUCUUUGGGAAACCAGAACAACCGGAAGAAGAUGAGGAAGUAAGACAGAGCCAUGAUGAUAAGACAAAUGAUGCACAUGAGGUCUUUGGGCAACCAGAACAACCGGAAGAAGAUGAGGAAGUAAGACAGAGCCAUGAUGAUAAGACAAAUGAUGCACAUGAGGUCUUUGGGCAACCAGAACAACCGGAAGAAGAUGAGGAAGUAAGACAGAGCCAUGAUGAUAAGACAAAUGAUGCACAUGAGGUCUUUGGGCAACCAGAACAACAGGAAGAAGAUGAGGAAGUAAGGCAGAGCCAUGAUGAUAAGACAAAUGAUGCACAUGAGGUCUUUGGGCAACCAGAACAAACUGAAGUAGAUGAUGCUCUUAUCCAAGAAUCUGCUCAAGAAAUCGUUCAAGAGGUUGUUGGUGCUGCAGUAGGAGUUGUUGAAAGGGACCAAAUGCUCAGUGAAGACUUGAUGCAAGAUGAUGUAGUUCAACAGGACACUUUUCCGGAUGCACAAGAAGACUUUGGAACAGAUGUUGAUGCAGUGCCAGAGGACAUUCCAGCUGUUGAAGAAUCGUAUGUGAUUGAAGAUAGUGAGGUAAAAGAAGAAGUGGUUUCUGUCACAGAGCCAACCAUUUCAGAUUCUUUGGAGCAGAAUGCCUCUGAUUCUUUAGAGGAUCUGCAGAAUGAAGCUGCUUCAGAUGUUGACAUUCCUCCUGUGAUUGAGGAAGAAGUUAGUGUACAAGUUGAGGAACAACAGGAAUUAGAACCGGAGGGAAGCCUUAUGCUUGAAGCAACCUUAGCUCCUGCUGUGGACGUAGGUGGAGCCAAUCUGCUGGCAGACAUGAGGGAGGAUAGCGUAAUUACGCCGGAGGUAGAAGUUGAAGUGAAACCUGAACCGGCUGUUGAACCAAUAAUAUCUGAUGAACCAAUGAUUCCUGAUCAUUCUUCUCCACCAAUUGUGCUGGCAGACAUGAGGGAGGAUAGCGUAAUUACGCCGGAGGUAGAAGUUGAAGUGAAACCUGAACCGGCUGUUGAACCAAUAAUAUCUGAUGAACCAGUGAUUCCUGACCAUUCUUCUCCACCAAUUGAAGAACCAAAACUACAAGAGUCACAAGAACCAGAUACAGUACUCACAGAACCAGACCUCCUGCAAGAGAGCCUGGGCAAUGUUCCUGAAUCACCAACAGUACAACCAGAACAGCAAACUCAAAGUACAGCAGUGCUCUUAGGAAGUUCAUCUGUCUCCUCUGUUACUAAAUCGACCAAAAGCUCAAGUGAGUCCAGUGGGAAGCGUACACCAUCACCAGUCAAGUCAUCAAGCAAGAACUUGAAAGAUAAAGACAAGACAAAGAAAGCAACUGAUAAGACAAAGGCUUCUGAUUCUAAGACGAAGACUGCAACUAGAAGCCCAUUAUCAUCGAAAACGACAGAGAAAAAGACAAGUGCAAAGACUUCCGUGACUCCCUCUGUCAAGAAGGCUGUCUCUGAGAAGAAAACUCCUUCCGAUACAAAGUCAACAGUCAGAAAAUCACUCAUAGAAAAGAAAACUACAGAAAAGAAACCAGCUGAUAAGAAGACUCCCGGUGAGAAAAAGACUGCAGCUGAGAAAAAAACUCCAGCAGAGAGGAAGCCGCCUAUGAAGUCAAGAUCACCGCCUUCAUCCAGUAGAGGGACUGAGAAGAAGUCAUCUUCUGUGGCAUCUAGGAGCAGUCAACAGGAAUCAUCGGCAAGUGCAGAUGGUCCAUCAAAGAAAGUAAAUGGAGUCUCAUCAAAGACUACAACUCAGAAGAAGACUAGCACUCUUGCAUCAACGCCAACAAGCAGACCAGGGGCUAAGCAACCAGCUUCACGUCCAUCAACUGCCGGAAGGCCAACCUCGGGAGCGAGUAAAACCGGAGACUCCAAGAAAACAAGUGAUAGGCCAACCAAAUCAGCGCCUUCCUCUAGAGGAGAUGCCAAGUCAAAUGGUGUAAAGAAAGCUACGGCCAAGUCAGCCCAGCCUUCUAAAGUAGCAAGCAUUCCAGCCAGUGGGCCUGCCGUUUAUCUAGACCUUGCCUACAUACCUAACCAUGCCAGUGCGGAUAGUAUCAACUCAGAGUUCUUCAGACGAGUCAGGGCCAAGAACUACGUCAUCAGUGCCAAUGACAAGGCAAGGAACCAACCUGCGGUAGCUGUUCUUGAUGCGCUCCUGGAAGGUAAGAUGAAAUGGGAAGAUGCAGAGGCAGAGAUCACCGUUAUUCCAACUUACGACUACUUAUCUCUACGGGACUGGGAGCUCACCAAGCAUCAAGAACUCUCCAAAGCCAAGAUUGAGAUCUCGCAGCCUGCUUGCAGGAGCAUCGUUCAAAUGAAAGAUGAAAACUUCUUCAUGUACAAGGUAGAGUUGUAAUGGCUCUCUGAUGACCAUCCUUGAAUGAGAGUAUAUGAAUGUUCAAUCCACUUAGAUAGAAGAUUUAGCUUUUUCUAUUCACAAAAGUGUCCAAGAUACUUUAUGCAAUGUCUGUUACUUUUCUUUUUCUGUAUUGUUUGUUGUAAAAAAUAAUGUAAUUGUAUAAAGAAACCAAAGUAUGUUUAAAAGAUAAUGGCAUGAAAUGCCUAAAAUACAUAAACUAUGUACAGUUUGUUUGUGCGUGAAGAAUAAGAUGAAUGGUAUUCCACUCAUCACAGAAUGAUUGUGGUAGAUUAAAAUCGAAAAAAUGGCUUUUAAAAAAUGUCAUAAAGUAUAGCUAAAUGUGAUGUGGUACAUAGUGCAUUGUAAGCAUACAUGUAUCAAUAAGGUACUUAAAUUGAAAGCUUUGCUUUCUAAGAAAAUCAUGAAAUAUAUUCAUAACAACUGAAUAAGGAUUAGCCCAUAUUCAGUUCAUAGCGUAGAAAGAAUGGAAGCCCAUUGUGAUGUCAGAGGUAAACCUUUGAUAAUUUGUUUAACCGUAGCAGUAAUGUUAUUGCUUUAUCAAAGGGUCAUUGACCUAUUCUGCGAAGAAUCAUGCAACAGUGAUAAAGUCAUGUGCAACAGGACAAAACAAAUUAUUGUGAAACUUUCUUUAAGUCAAAUCAGAUCAAACAAAAAGCAGAAUUCUAGUAUGAAGUGAUUUUUAAAAAUUAUCCUAGAAAAAAAAAUUACCUUGUAAAAUUAUUCAUAGCUCUACAAUGUUUUGAGAUAAAGUAUGGACUUCUAUACUCCCUUAGAUACAGGUUUACUCAGUCCUUUAAAAAAGACAUCAAUAAAAGCAUGAAUCAUUUUUUAACGUCAUGUAGUGAUAAUAAUGCUGAUAUAAUAUCUUUACAUGCACAUUAUUCAUUCCUGUGUCAUGAGCUUGUUAUGAAGUACUUGCAUGAAAAACAGAAGUCAAGACUAUUUGUUUCAAAUUGAAUAGAUUCUCUUGAAAUAUUUCUGGCCUGUAGGACGCUUGAUGUAAAUGUUUACAUCUAUGAGCGCUUACAGAGUUGGACAGAAGUCUCUCUGUGCACUUUUCAAAAUAAGAAUCUGAAUGUGUGGAAUUGGUAAUCUGAUAUCAUUCCGUUGUAGACCUAGACCAAGGCUGAGUAGUCCUGGUCCUACAUCCAAAGGAAGAUGUGCUUUGUUAAACUAAAUUAUCUUAAAUGAGUUGACACAUUGAUAUAAUGUGAAAUAUUUACAGGUUUGCUGAGAUGAAGUUUUUAUCAUACAAGAAUAGAAAAGUCGCUCCUGGAGAUAUUCUGGAUUUCACGUCGUGUAUGAUAACUCAUAGCAUGUUUAUCAAUUACAGUUUGGUCCUAGAGUCAUUACAAACAAUGUGGAAUUGAAUAAUUGCUCUAUCAAACUCUGUUAACACUCUUAACUGCAGAGGACGUUCCACACAACAAGUAUUAGACCCAGUUUUAUGGUAUUUAAUAGGAAUAUAAGCUUGAUUGUAAACAAUAUUUCAGUAUAGAAAAAGUUUCCCCCACAAUGUUAUAUUUGGUGAUAUUA
This is a messenger RNA of Strongylocentrotus purpuratus (purple sea urchin), 8079 nucleotides long. Its product is annotated as microtubule-associated protein 1B. The coding region runs from base 145 to 6519 and encodes 2124 amino acids. NCBI's taxonomy places the organism in Eukaryota, Metazoa, Echinodermata, Echinoidea, Camarodonta, Strongylocentrotidae. Gene Ontology annotation, biological process: microtubule cytoskeleton organization; dendrite development; axonogenesis. The record is from RefSeq and is a predicted model, not a curated record. Gene Ontology annotation, cellular component: cytosol; synapse; microtubule. The transcript is spliced from 5 exons. Gene Ontology annotation, molecular function: actin binding; microtubule binding.